AUGCAAGCUCAAAUGGGAGUGGGGGGUGACCUGCAGAGGAGCUACCGGGUGCAGAAUUUUGCCACACCAGGCGUCAUCAUGAGGGAGCGAAGCUUUAUACGGCCGCAGUCUCAUCAUAACAUGCAUCAUAACCAGUUUCCGAACAAUGGGAAACGGCGAAGUAUGAUCCUGACGAAUGCUAAAGGCAAACCGACGCUCGAAAUAUAUAGACCUCCAGGUGUCCGCACAGACGGCGUGGCGACCACCGCGACCACGGGUGCGACCACGCCGACCACGCCGUCGUCCACCAACAAGCUGAAUGUGCACGCCAAGGAGUUCACCAUGGCCAAGCCCGCUGACCAGCAUAAUAGGUCAACGGUGGGUAUGGGAUACACGAGCGUGGGCCUCCAGCACUCACGCUCGGCGGUCCUGCACGCGCAAGUGCCGUCCCACUACCGCCCAGUGAUGCCGCCCCACGCGCUUCUGACGAGCGCGUCCAGUGGGAACGUGCCCACGGUCGGACCUCGGGUAACCUUCAAACUCCAGCCUCAACAAAUGAUAUCAGAGAAGAAGAAAUCGCCGCCAUCCUCCUUAACCAACGGCAAUGGCAAGAGUGUCAGACCACAAUCCUUUACACCUGGACUGAAAAGAUCCAAGUCUCUGACAUCAGCCGACACACUAGCCAGUGGUAUGGCCGCUCUAGGUCUUGCAGCUGAUGCAGGGGACUUGGGAAACUUUCCGCCAGAAAUACAAGAGUGUAUAGACAAGGCACUGGAAGACCCGAACGCUGUGUGCGCGCGCACGCUGAUGGACGCGGUGGGGCACCUGGUGUCGCGCGCGGUGGAGUCCCCGCGCUACGCACUGCCGGCCGCGCGCCGCUGCAUCGCCGUGGUCGAGCGCGAGCAGACCGAGACCUUCCUCGAGUCGCUCCUCAACACCUGCCAGCAGUGGUACCACGACAGGGAUAAGCUGCUCGGCGCCACAGUGGGCGGCGGGCGGCCGCGCCUCAUGGCGUUCCUGUCGUUCCUGCUGGAGAUGUACUGCCAGCUGCGGCGGCGCGCCAUCCAGCGGCGCGGCCACAGCGCGCCCGGACACGUGCUGCUCGCGCUCAUCUGCAAGUGCUGCGAGGACUGCAUCCGCCAGCCGGUGCCCUCGCCCAGCGACACGGAGAACCUGUUCUUCGUGCUGACGUACAUCGGGCGCGACCUGGAGACGCAGCUGCCGGGCGACCUCGAGCGCCUGCUGUCGGCGGUGCGCGACGCCUUCAUCAACUCGGCGGCCGCGCCCUCCAUCCGCCGCACGCUGCUGCAGCUCAUCGAGCUGCACGCUUCGCGCUGGCAGCUGCCGGGCUGCGCCGUGCUGUACUACUAUCCUUCCUCCAAG
Messenger RNA from Brenthis ino (lesser marbled fritillary), 1362 nucleotides. The record is from the annotation of a GenBank genome assembly. NCBI's taxonomy places the organism in Eukaryota, Metazoa, Arthropoda, Insecta, Lepidoptera, Nymphalidae.